Molecule: messenger RNA, 711 nt
Organism: Camelina sativa (false flax)
Lineage: Eukaryota; Viridiplantae; Streptophyta; Magnoliopsida; Brassicales; Brassicaceae
Source: RefSeq, a predicted model, not a curated record
UGAAGGCCCAAAAGUAGUCUUUUUAAAGCACAGAUUGAGUUGAGUUACCCCAUGUGUCAGUGAGUCAGUCUCUUCUUCCUCUGUCCUCCUCCUCGGAAUUGAGAGAAAUAGACAGCGAGACUGUAAGAACAUGGCGGCAAGUAUAGAGCAAGUAGCCGAGCUAAUAUCGUCGCUGGAGCAAGCGACUCUAAUGGCGCAGCAAAUCGGAACCACUGCUGAACAGAACCAGCUCCUCCAAAUCUCCUCCUCUCUCCGCAUAGCCCACCAACGCCUCUCCGUCUUCCUAGCCGAUAAAUCUCUCAUCUCCUCCGUCGAGCCGAUGCAACUAGGAGAAGAAGAGAAUGAGCUGGCGGCGGAAGAGGAGAGGGAUUCGGCGGUGGAGAAGGUUGGUGAGAAGAUGAGAGAGUGUUUCAUCAGGAACAAGAGAGUCAAGCGGCCACUGUCUCCGUCAUCGGCCGUGGUGGAGACUUCAGCUACGGAAGAGAGGACUGGCCGUGAUUAUGGGUUUGAUUUCGACCCACACGCCGCCAAGUUGAGAGCUUUGGAUCUUAUCUACCAGUUUCAUGGAUGAUCAUCAUCUGACUCUCUCUGUAGAUUGUAGCUUUUUUAUUUAUUUCUCUCCGUAGAAAAGACGACAAAAACUUUUGUGAUUGUAAAUAAAGACACUACUGUUUUGGUAUUACAACAAAUCUACAAUUUACAUUACAAAGA